Molecule: messenger RNA, 2840 nt
Organism: Erpetoichthys calabaricus (reedfish)
Lineage: Eukaryota; Metazoa; Chordata; Cladistia; Polypteriformes; Polypteridae
Product: butyrophilin subfamily 1 member A1-like
Exons: 12
Coding region: 159-1526 (455 amino acids)
Molecular function (GO): protein binding
Source: RefSeq, a predicted model, not a curated record
AGACUACACUGGGUCUGUAUGUGUGGGCGGGGCUGACGUGUGUGCGCGCUCCCGACGUUGAGUUCGUUGUUUGGUUUCAUUAGGUACUGGUUACCUCGGCAGUGACUCGAGAUUAUUUCUUGAUUGCAGGUGUAACGUCUCAGAUUUUACCAAGACUAAUGAUGAAGUUGUUAUUCAUAGAAGUACUAAUCUUCUUUCUUCAUUCUUCAGCAGCAGAUUUUGACCUUCGGACAAAUUCAUCUGUGGUGGGCUCUCUGGCUGGGACAGUCUCUUUGUCUUGCUCUCUUUCUCCUUCCCAGGAUGCACUUGGCAUGCAGGUUGAAUGGUUUUAUGGCGAAAGUAUUGGAGAUGUUCAAGUAUUCUCCUACAACAAUGGAAAAGGUCAAGGAAGUAAAGGAUACGAAUUCCGUGCAAAAAUGGACCAGUCACAGAUGACCACUGGUAUUCUUUCUCUGGUCCUUUCCAAUCUGACCAGCGCAGACAGUGGAAAUUACUGGUGUAAAGUAAUCGAUGGGGCAUUGGAAAAAUAUGUAAAGACAGAAUUAAAAGUAGGGCAUAUGGGCACCAGGCCUGAAUUCCAAAUGGACAAGUAUGUCUCCCGCAUUGUAACUCUCACAUGUGUGUCUAAUGACUGGUACCCAGCUCCAGUGGUAUCAUGGGUAGUGGGAGAAGAUGGAAAGCCAAUGGCAAGUGAGAAGUCAGAAAAUAUUGCAAAUAACAAGGAACACAUUAAUGUCAAAGAAACACUGAGCAUGAGAGCAGAAAAUGAUCUUCAGGUGACCUGCAUAAUGUCAAACCCAGUGCUUGGUACCAAGACCCAGGAGACUCUACGAAUCACUGGUGAUUUCCCCCCAGAUGUUUCACCCUGGUUCAUUGCGUUCAUUGUGCUUUUCCUAAUAGCACUUGCCGUUGCUGCAUGGGUUGCUUGGAAGUUUUGGGAGAAGAAGAAAAUUAUUAAGGAAAAGAAAGCCCAGGCAUCUGAAGCAGAGAAAGAGCCCUUACUGGAGGAGUUUGAAAGGGAAAAGAAGGAUGCCAAAGCAGAGUAUGAGAAACUGAAGAAAGAAUUGGACCAAGCAAGGGUAGUCAAUGACUCAGAAUGGAAGCGCAUUCAAAACCAUAAGAAUUCAACUGUAACCUUGCUAAAUUCAGAUGAUAAAUCCAACACCCCUUUCUCUGGAGGUCAUCACUAUUGGGAGGUUGAGGUUGGUGAAAAAUCCUGGGUUGCGGGUUUAGCCAAAGAAGGUGUCGAAAUAAGAGGUGGAUGGGACGUUUUAAAGAAAAUGUCUCCUGGCGAAGGAAUGUGGGCUUUGGCUCAUAAAAGUAACCAAAUUUACUGUGCCCUGAUCCCAACAUCCACUGGUCCAUUUCCCAUCACUCCUGCAUCAGACCCUAAAAAAUUAGGAUGUCUUCUUGACUGGGAUGAAAAGCAGCUAUCUAUUUAUGAUGUGGACAGAAAGCACAGGCUCUUCACCUUUGACUGUGACUCUGACAAACCUGUUUACCCAUUUCUACGCCUGAAUAUCUGAUACUUAUGACCAUAUACAGCCCAGCACAUUGAAACAGGGAGUACAUACAAGUGGAUUUCAUGUAUGCCACUCAGGAGGGACAGUGUGUGCAUCUGUGUAUGAAUGUGUGCAUGUGAGUCUUGCUAUAGAUUUUUGAAGGUGUCUCCAUUUAAUUAGUAACUCAUGACAGAAAUUAUGAAUGUCAGCAUUUUUUAAAUAAAAUUUUACUAUUUUAUUUUUAACUCUAAUCUCCAAAACUAAAACUGUCUAAACUGAUAUGAUUGAAGAAUUCUCUACACAACACACAUUUCAGCUGCAAUUUAGAAAGAAAUGCUCUUGAAAAAUUAUUUUAUUCCAUUGCAGGAAUUUCACUCAAGUUCACCUUGGUUCAAGAUGAUCCCUUUUACAGCUAUUGUGCUUUUGCAAGAGAAACAUACAUUUUAAAAUAACCUUGUAUGCAAAACUGUAAAAGGUUGCUAAUAGAAUACUAAAUAUGUACAAAAUUAUUUAUAGUACAUGGUGUAUUGACUCUGUAGAAGAAUGCGUACAAGCUUUGUUAGAUUGUCAACAGUAGAGUAAUCAGUGGGCUAAGGUAGGUGGAAUGUGUACCGAUGUCCUGAGAAGGGAGUCAAUAAAAUUGGAAGAGCAUGAUUCAGUUUAAAAAAAAAAAAAAAUAAAUAAAUAAAUAAAAAAAAACUGGUUUUGACUAAUGCUUUAGGAAUUAAUGCAGUUUACGUUGAUCAUUUUCAUUGCUCAUUUAAAAGCAUUUUGAAAAUAAGUGUCAUAAAUGUUUAAAUUGUGGAGUGAGACCUGCAGGUGCUCUUGUCCUUCCGGAGUAGCCUGUAGGCUUUCAGGACUUCCAUUUAUGUUCACCUGAUCAGUGGGAAGUGAAGAAAAAUUAACUUUAGUAAGAGAAACAGCUUUUUGUAUUGCUUUGAAAUUCUGUUUGUAUGCUGCUUAUUCAAUGAGGCUGGUGUUAACAAGUGAUCUGAGGUAUCUUUUAUAAGGGCUUCUAAAUCUUGUAAUAUGUGUUCCUAUGCCUUGCUUAAAAUGAGCUGCUUUGUUCCUGCUAAAUCACACCUCAUAUUUUCUUUGAACAUUUUUUUGUAAAAUAAUACUUAAAGGGCAGUAGUAUACAAAAUUAAUUGUACUAUUUUUAUAUGUCAAUGUAUUUUUCAUUUUUGCGAGAUGUUCUUUAGUAUUGUAUAGUAAUGGUUCAUUCAUUUCUAUAAUUGCUGGGAAUGGGAACACAAAUUUGCCAUUGCCAUUUAACAAAAAUCUACUUUCAAAACAUUUUCAGACAUUACAGCUCAAUAAAACAUUACACUGUAAGAA